Molecule: messenger RNA, 2116 nt
Organism: Trichogramma pretiosum
Lineage: Eukaryota; Metazoa; Arthropoda; Insecta; Hymenoptera; Trichogrammatidae
Gene: mRNA-cap
Product: mRNA-capping enzyme
Exons: 2
Coding region: 134-1882 (582 amino acids)
Biological process (GO): dephosphorylation; 7-methylguanosine mRNA capping
Molecular function (GO): mRNA guanylyltransferase activity; ATP binding; protein tyrosine/serine/threonine phosphatase activity
Source: RefSeq, a predicted model, not a curated record
UGUGUCGCGUUAGAGACUAGUGUACUGUUAGCGUUCAUAGAGUAAUGCUGAACGCCAUAAUUUUGAAGUCACAUUGUCGCAUUAAGAAUAACUCAUUUUGAAAGAAGUGUUUGAUUUCGGAUAUUUUUCAACAAUGUCCGAUCCGAGUAGCAACGGCAGAGGUCCAGUUCCGCCGAGAUGGCUGCACUGCCCUCGAAAAUCCAUGAAUUUAAUACACAACAAAUUUGUUGCUUUCAAAACACCGUUAUCCUCGGAUUUCGACGAUCAGGUACCAGACGAAUGUCGCUUCACAGUUGAUAUGUUGAUUAACAGUUUACGAAGCUCUAGGAUAAAAUUAGGUUUAUGGAUAGAUCUAACGAACACCAGUAGAUUUUAUGACAGACAAGAAGUGGAAGCGCACGACAUAAAAUAUUUGAAGCUGCAGUGUAAAGGACACGGUGAAACACCAUCCAGAGAGCAAACGAUGGCUUUCAUUCAAGUGUGUAGAAAUUUUAUAGCGCAGCAUCCUUUGGAUAGCAUAGGGGUUCAUUGCACUCAUGGGUUCAAUCGGACUGGAUUUCUUAUUGUUAGUUAUCUCACUGAAACAGACGAAUGCAGUGUAGAUGCAUCUUUGAGUGAAUUUGCUACAGCUAGACCUCCUGGGAUUUACAAGAAAGAUUAUAUUGAUGAAUUAUUUGCUAGAUAUGAUGAUAUUGACGAUGCGAUUGAACCUCCACAACUUCCUGCUUGGUGCUUAGAAUACGAUGACACAGAUCAAGAUGAAGACUCAGGCGAGCCACAACGAAAGAAGUUUAAGAAAGAGACAUUUAAUAAAAAUCCUAUAUUCAUGGCUGGUGUUCCUGGGGUAAAACCUAUCCUGGAUGUUCAAGUAGCAACAGGAAUAUGCAGACGAGUUCAACAAAUUUGUCAUUGGGAUAGUACUGGUUUUCCAGGGUCUCAACCAGUAUCUAUGGAUGUACAAAAUAUUGAGUUCCUACAUUCUAAGCCUUACAGAGUUUCAUGGAAAGCUGAUGGGACUAGGUAUAUGAUGUUUAUUCAAAGUGGUGGACAAGUUUAUUUCAUUGAUCGAGACAAUAGUGUUUUUCAAGUCAGUGGAUUAACAUUCAGAAACAUUCAUGAUAGUAAUAAAUUAUUGAAAGAUACUUUAUUGGAUGGUGAAAUGGUUAUAGACAAAGAUAAAAACAGAGAAUAUCCUAGAUAUUUGGCAUAUGAUGUUAUCAUGUAUGAUGGCAAAGACGUUAGUAAAUUGUAUUUUUAUCCCGACCGAUAUAGCAUUAUAGAAAAACAAAUCAUAGCAGGAAGACAUGAAGCCAUGAAGACGGGUAAAAUAAUUAAAGAGAGAGAACCCUUUUCCGUUAGAUUAAAACAAUUCUGGGAUAUAACACAAGCAUCUAGUUUACUUGGUGAAAAAUUUACAAAGCAACUAGGUCAUGAACCAGAUGGUUUAAUUUUUCAACCUAGUAAAGAGCCUUACACAGGAGGACCAUGCUCAGACAUUUUGAAAUGGAAGCCAGCUUCUCUAAAUUCAGUGGAUUUCAGAUUAAAAAUAGUUACUGAAACUGGAGAGGGAAUAUUAAAAAAGAAAAUUGGUGAAUUGUAUGUAGGACAAUUGGAUCGUCCAUUUUGUACAAUGAAAUACACAAAGCAAUUAAAAGAUUUAAACAACAAAAUAAUUGAGUGCAAACGAGAAAAUGACCAGUGGAUAUUUAUGAGAGAGAGAACAGACAAAUCUUUUCCAAACUCAUAUAAAACAGCAAAAGCUGUGUAUGCUUCUAUUAUGGAUCCAGUGACAAAAGAAAAGCUUCUUGCUUACAUAGAAAAUCACAGAUUUUCUAACGAUGAUACAGACCUUAUGCCACCUCCAAAAAAUAAGCAUAGAUAACUAACGAACAAUUUAUAAUAAGUUCAAUUAUUAUAUUCUGUUACUGUAAUGAAACAUUUUCAUUAAGAUUAACUGACAAAUGCAUACUAAGUUUUGGUUGUAAUUGGUAUGUUUUGUAAAUAUUUUUUUGCUUUCUUGUACAUUAUUGAUAUAAUGAUCUAGUAAACAGCAGUUUUGUGUUUUAUAAUUGUAUUGAAGUGUUUUAAUUCAAUAAUAGUCUUGUGCCAUAUCAUA